UAUCGGUAUAAUUUGAAAAGUAGUCGAACAGGAAGUAGGCACACUUUGGUGUGGCACAUCGACAGUACAGCACGGGCUAGAUUACGCACGGACGUGACCAGGAAAACUUACCGUCCUUCACUGAGUCAACAACUAUUCAUCUUUCGUAAGAUGUCAAACAUGGAGACGAUGACCGACAUUAUCACGACAGAGGGUAUCUGGAUGAUAGAGGAAACUUCAGAGGCAUCAAUGGCACCACGUCUGACAAUAACUUCAGGGACGAUUACGCCCAGCCCAGGGGAGACAUUACCUGCAACCGGCGGGCCCUCGGCUGGAGUAGUGGCCGGCGCUGUCGUCGGUAUCCUCGCUCUCAUCCUUUUGGCCGCGGGCGUUGCCUUCAUCAUUCUCAAGAAACGUGGAAUCAUCUUCAACAGAGAUGAUCCAGCGAUCCCCCAAGAACGUACAGACCCAGAAGGAAGUGGAGACACCUUCGCGAAUCUUCUGGGGGAGAGGCCGUUCGGCAACAUUAGUCAAAGAGAUCCGCUGCCGGUACCUAGAUCUACAAUGAACAACUACACCAACACCCCGGACAGACCCGGUCGGAGGCAGAGACCGGCCCAAAACAGGAGUCAAGAUGACCCGCUGCCGAUACCUGAUGAGAACACCUACCUCAACCUGCAGGAUGACACGAGGGACAGACCGACCAACAUCAGGAGUCAAGAAGACCCGCUCCCGAUACCGGACAACACCACCUACAUCAAUCUGUCGGAGGAGACCAGGGAAACACCGGAUCACAUCAGAAGCAAAGUGCCCACGUCUGGCAAUGACACUUACGCAAAUCUUCUAGAGGCAACCAGGGAGAGAUCACUACCCAUACCUGACAACAGCACUUACACCAGUCUGAUGAAACAAAGGAGCCAACCAGACGGCGCUGAAAACGCGUACCGAAACGUCCACAAAUGGCCAGGGCAUGCACAACCCUACGUCAACGUAGACUUUGAUGGUAGCGCGCAAGUACCACCCUCUCCUCAUGCCUCACAGAGUGAACACGCGGGAGGCGCGUAUGAAAUGGCGAACCUGGAAGCCUCGACGUACGAGAACUGUUCUCCGUCCUAUGGUAACGUGGGCGCAGAUGGGAACGUAGCAGAAACUUCCUUCGUGAAUAAUGGGAACCCUGAUAAUCUGUACGAAGACGUGAACCCAGGAAACUCAAUCUACAGCGACUGCGAACCGACUUAUGCCAACCAGUGAGCAGGACCCCUGUCCACACCCCAGAUCUAACAAACUGUGCGAACCCUUCAGGUCAACUGAGGUUAAUUCAACAUACCUGGUAUAAUAAUCGUAGUACAACUUGACAUGAUAUUAAGAUAUAAAAUGAUUUCAAGCUGUAAUGCACAUUAUUAGCAUUUUACGAGUUAUAACAAAUGACAGGGAUAUAUGUAUAUCAUGCCAUACCAUUAUGCAAUGAGUUGGUCAUUUCAUAUGUAUAAUAAGGAUAUGAGAGUUUACGGAUAGUAGAAUAACUGACAUUACUCUCAUGAGCAUCACAUAGCCUAUAAACUUCAGACCAAAGCGUACUAAUCUGACAUGUUUUUUUGUUGUGGGGUAACGUUAUAUACUGUUAUGUUAUGUUA
Branchiostoma floridae (Florida lancelet) is the source of this 1613-nucleotide messenger RNA. RefSeq lists its product as uncharacterized. The record is from RefSeq and is a predicted model, not a curated record. The transcript is spliced from 3 exons. The coding region runs from base 151 to 1230 and encodes 359 amino acids. NCBI's taxonomy places the organism in Eukaryota, Metazoa, Chordata, Leptocardii, Amphioxiformes, Branchiostomatidae.